Molecule: messenger RNA, 1855 nt
Organism: Quercus lobata
Lineage: Eukaryota; Viridiplantae; Streptophyta; Magnoliopsida; Fagales; Fagaceae
Product: replication protein A 70 kDa DNA-binding subunit A-like
Exons: 11
Coding region: 100-1626 (508 amino acids)
Source: RefSeq, a predicted model, not a curated record
CACAAACACAAAUAGAGAAUCCCUCCCUCAAUUAUUUCAACCGCCAUUCCUUCACUGCAACAGCAAACUAUUCAGAAGACUUCUCUGUAACAACAGACUAUGAAGAAGAUAAUACAAAUUCAAAAGAAUAUGGAGUACACAAAUUUGAAGCAGAUAUUGAGAGACAAAGAUAACUCAAAAGUGAAAGUUAAAGUUUUACGAACGUGGGAUGCAAUUAAUAUAGCAAACAACAAUGAUCUGAUUAGCCUCGAUAUGAUAUUGGUUGACAAAGAGGGAACAUUGAUACAUGCAAGCAUCAGAAAGAGUCUUGCUCAAAGUUUUCGUCCACAACUAAUUGAAGGGAGCAUAUAUACAAUUACAAAUUUCUUAGUAGAAGAAUAUAAAGGGAACUAUCGUCCAGUACAUAACGAUCUCAAAAUACUUUUUAAUUCAACAACUUCAGUCACAAAAUUCAAAGGAUUUGACCAUUCAAUACCUCAGGUCCAAUUUGAAUUUGCUGAUUAUGGAACAAUAGCUUCCCGUUGUUAUAACACAACUUACUUAACUGAUGUGAUUGGCAUAUUGGACUACAUUGGAGCCAUUGAGGAGAUCAAAACAAGAGGGCGUCCAACAAAGAUAAGAAACAUUCAACUGUUGUUAGAAGAGAACAAAUCUGUUCAAACAACUUUAUUGGGAAAUACUGCACAACAAAUAGAUGAUGAUUUCUACAAAACAAAUAAAGGGCCAUUCAUAGUAAUAGUCACUUCAACUAUAGUGAAAACUUUCAGAGGUCAAUAUCAGCUAUCAUCCACUUUUGCAACAAAGCUGUACGUAAAUUUAAACAUUCCAGAAGUUGCAGAAAUGAGAAACAAAUACAGCACAAAAGACAUAAACGUAAAAGAUAUACUGCCAAAGGGACUCCCUAAAAUUCAAGAUGCAGAACUGGCCUUACAUAAUAAAAAAACAGUUGUUGAAAUAAAGAACUUGGAAUGGAACUUAGAGACAAAGAACUUGAUGGUAACAUGCAAUGCCAAAAUCAUUAAUAUCAACAACAAAUAUGGAUGGUAUUAUGUUGCAUGCCUUAUAUGCAAGACGAAAGUGAAACAAGUCAAAGGAGUUCUAUGGUGUGAACGUUGUAAAAAUGAGCCAAAAUUUGCAGUCCCAAGCUAUAGAAUACAAGUCCAAGUACAAGAUGAGACCGGCUCAACCACAUUCAUAUCGUUUGACAAAGGAGCUGAGAAAAUUAUUUCUAAAACUGCAAAAGAACUUGUAGAGAUGCAAGAAGAGAUGUUGAAAUUAGAUGAGAAUACUUUACCAAAAGAGAUUCAAAAAAUAAUUGGCAAUGAAUAUUUGUUCCAACUGCAUCUUGAUGAAUAUAAUUUGAAGUAUGGAAAAGAAAAUUACACGGUCUCAAAAAUUUUGGAGAUGGAAAUUUCACAUAAGCAAAAAGACUCAAGUAAAGUUGAAGAACAUCAGGACACAAUGGAGGAAAUUGUAAGAAAAUCAAGGAAGGACAAGUACAUAGCCAGUCAAAAAAUAGAAAUAGGAGAAACAUCUGUACAAAGACCUGAAAGAAUGCCGCUCCAAAUGCUUCAAAAACAUCAAAAGAGUACUAAGCAAAUUGCUACAAAGAAGAAAAAAAACUGAACUCUAAUGUAUAUACUACCUUACUCUAAGAGUCUUUAUGUAUUUCAUAGUAUUGUUAAUUAUUUUUUUUUUCUUUAGAAGACUAAACUGAAUGUACUGAAUAAAGCUGACAGAUUAGGAUAGCGUUACUAUAAAAUGUAAUUAUAUUUCACAAUUCGGUAUGUUAGACACUAUGAUGGUCCCAAAAUGGCUGAUUUCAAAGUGUAUAAGCUGAAUGAAGAAUGUAAUC